This is a messenger RNA of Tachysurus vachellii, 2030 nucleotides long. It is a transcript of the gene desma, whose product is annotated as desmin a. The record is from RefSeq and is a predicted model, not a curated record. Gene Ontology annotation, cellular component: intermediate filament; Z disc; cell-cell junction. Gene Ontology annotation, biological process: skeletal muscle organ development. Lineage: Eukaryota; Metazoa; Chordata; Actinopteri; Siluriformes; Bagridae. The coding region runs from base 80 to 1549 and encodes 489 amino acids. The transcript is spliced from 10 exons.
UCUGCUCUUCAUUCUGUUCAAGUCUGUCAACUUGGUUACUUUAUUUCUAGUACACACCCCAGUUUACAGCUUUACCACCAUGAGCAAGUCCUUUUCAUCUGCUGAAACGGCCUCAUCCUACCGUCGAACCUUCGGCUCCGGCUUGGGCUCGACCAUGUCCAGCUCCCUAUUUGGCCGUGGCUCUUCUGGCUCUUCCAGACUUUCUUCCAGAGUCUAUGAGAUGACCAAGACCUCCUCCUCUUCCCCUGUUUACUCAAGCCACCGCUCUGGAGGCUAUGGUGGUGGAGUUGUGACCCGCGCCUAUGCCGGUAUGGGCGAGAAGCUAGACUUCAACCUGGCUGAUGCCAUGAACCAGGAUUUCCUGCACACACGCACCAACGAGAAGGCCGAGCUACAGCACCUGAAUGAUCGCUUUGCCAGUUACAUUGAGAAGGUGCGCUUCCUUGAGCAGCAGAACCAGGCCCUGUCUGUAGAGAUUGAGCGCUUGAGGGGACGCGAGCCCACACGCAUUGCUGAGAUGUACGAAGAGGAGAUGAGGGAGCUGCGCAGGCAGGUGGACACUCUGACCAACCAGAGAGCUCGCGUAGAGGUGGAGCGUGACAACCUGGCUGAUGACCUACAGAAACUCAAACUCAGACUUCAAGAGGAAAUCCACCAAAAAGAAGAGGCUGAGAAUAACCUAUCUGCUUUCAGAGCUGAUGUCGAUGCUGCCACUCUCGCCAGGCUGGACUUGGAGAGACGCAUCGAGAGCCUUCAUGAGGAGAUUGCCUUCCUUAAGAAGAUCCAUGAGGAGGAGAUCCGUGAGCUACAGAGCCAGAUGCAGGAAUCUCAGGUCCAAAUCCAAAUGGACAUGUCUAAGCCUGACCUGACCGCUGCUCUGAGGGAUAUCCGCGGCCAGUAUGAGGCCAUCGCAGCUAAAAACAUUUCAGAAGCUGAAGAGUGGUACAAGUCCAAGGUAUCAGAUCUGAACCAAGCUGUGUCCAAGAACAGUGAUUCAUUGAGACAGGCCAAGCAGGAGUGCAUGGAGUUCCGCCACCAAAUCCAAUCCUACACCUGCGAGAUCGAUUCCCUCAAGGGCACCAAUGAAUCUCUGAUAAGGCAGAUGAAGGAGAUGGAAGAAAGGAUGGGCAACGAGGCUGGCGGUUACCAGGACACCAUUACUCGUCUUGAGGCUGAGAUUGCCAAAAUGAAAGAUGACAUGGCUCGCCAUCUUCGUGAGUACCAGGACCUUCUUAAUGUCAAGAUGGCCCUGGAUGUGGAGAUUGCCACCUAUAGGAAGCUGCUGGAGGGAGAGGAGAGCAGGAUCUCUCUGCCUCCACAGGCAUAUUCCUCCUUGAGCUUCAGAGGUGAUCUCAGAGAGACCAGCCCGGAGCAGUUCACACAGCCACGAUCCUCUGAGAUCCACUCCAAGAAAACAGUUCUGAUCAAGACCAUAGAGACCCGUGAUGGAGAGUCUAAAACGUCUCGUGAAGCAAUGAGUGCAAUGAGUGCCAUGAGCGCUCAGUGUGUUGUCAGUGAAUCCACACAGCACCAGCAGGACGUCAUUUAAAAUAGAAGAAAAGUGUGAAGAAAACAGCAACAGAAUUGAAUCCAAUCUAAAACAAGACAUUUCCAUGCCACACAGACCCUCACUAUAUACAGUGAUGCUAUGACCCACAAUUACAGGCAGCUAUGGAUGAAUAAAGGAGACAAAGCUGAAAGUGAAUAAAGGCCAAAAGAUUUCGAAUGAAGAUGAAACUGAAGCAGUUAUUUGUUAAAGUGUACAUCAAUAUUCAACUGCUAAUACUCUGAAUUUUAUAUGUAAGUGUGUGUCUGUGUGCUUGUGAGUAAGUGGGUCACAUGCAUCAUGAUCUAUCGUAUACCACCAUAUGAGGCCUGCUAAUUUAUUUUGUGCUUUUAUUAAAAUGAAACUUGAAACACAAUCAUCUGACAUAUUGCAUGAAAUGGUCACAUAAAUGUUUGUGAGAUGUUUAAUGAUUCACAGAUUUUUGGAAGGGGAACUACAAUAAAAACCUGUUAUAUAAUACAAA